CGAUAUCUAAUUAUUCUUAAUACGUUACGUUGAAAUAUGACUUUCAAACACGAGAUAAGUGUGUUCAGCUGCAAAUUUUAUGUUUCAGAGUCUUGUAGAAAAUAUUUGUCUUGAUUACGUACUUUAACAGCGGUGUUGGUAGAAAGGGGGUGGGUCACAUCUUGCCCAAAUGUAAUAUUUACAUAUUGGUCCUUAAAGUGAUGUUUUCAGUUAAAUAUCUUAAAUGAUUUAUGUCAAUUCAUAAUAGAAGUUGGAGAUUGUGCGGCAGAAUUUCACUGAAGGUCAACGGAAGCAUAUAGGAAAAUGGCUGAUUUCUUGGCUGAAAAUAAUCCAUGUGGACAGAACAUUUUGAGACUUGUGGCGCGGGGAAGUUCUAUCAUAGCGGAGCUGUUGAGACUUUCAGAGUUCAUACCUCCUGUGUUUCGACUAGACAACCAGGCAGAUAAAAUAAAAUAUGGAGAACUCAUCAGUGACUUCAGCUAUUAUAGAAAUUCGGAAUAUUUUGAAAACAAAAUUGAAUCAAAAGUUGAGCUGCAAGACUUAGACCAAGAGUUCAAUGAGAAUAAUAUAGAGAUAUUGACAAGAUUCUAUCAGGCAUUCGCAAGCGUACACAAAUACGUAACCGAUUUGAACAGGUUUCUGGAAGAUCUAGAGGAAGGUGCUUAUAUUCAGCAGACUUUGGAAAGUGUUCUUCUGAAUGACGAUGGGAAACAGCUGAUGUGUGAGAGCCUGUUCCUGUACGGGGUAAUGUUACUGACCAUUGACAUGAAAAUUGAUGGAGUAAUCCGGGAAAGAAUACUGGUUUCUUACUACAGAUACAGUGCCCAGAAAGCUGCUGCAGCAGAUUCCAGUAUAGACGAUGUCUGUAAACUCUUAAGAAGUACUGGGUACUGUAAUUCUGCUGGUGCUAAACGACCACAAAAUUAUCCAGAAUCCUACUUCAGUCGUGUUCCACUGCCUGAAGAAUUCAUUAACAUGGUGAUCGGCCGGCUGCGAUCAGAUGACGUAUAUAACCAGAUUUCAGCAUAUCCACUGCCCGAGCAUCGGUCAACAGCUCUAGCCACCCAGGCCAGCAUGCUGUAUAUUAUCUUGUACUUUGAGCCAGAGAUUCUACACAACCAACAAGCUAAAAUGCGGGAGAUAGUAGACAAACAUUUCCCGGACAACUGGGUAUUAGGGGUGUAUAUGGGACUGACAGUGAACCUCCUUGAUGCUUGGUCACCCUACAGAGCUGCACUCACUGCCCUAAACAACACACUGGAUCAGGCUAAUGUCCGUGAGCAGGCAACAAAGUAUGCAACAAAACAGGUGAAACUGAAGCAGCCACUAGAAAAAUAUCUAAAGGAGGGUGUGCUCACUGAAGAGUUUGUUCUGGACAAUAUUCCAAAGAUGAUGAAUGUAAUGAGAGAGGCAAAUGUCACGGUCCGUUGGCUAAUGUUACACACUUCACCGCUGUCUCUUAGUGCAGAUGCAAAUAAACGUUGUCGGUUGUUACGGGAGCAGGUUCUGGCAGAUGCCAAGUACAACCCUCUGGAAACAUUUCAGCUUCUCCUCAAUAUCGGCCAAUUUGAAUUCAAGCUUAAAGAGAUGUUUAAACAGAUGUUAGCAGACAAAGAGAAGAAGUGGGAGGAACACAAGAAGGAGGGUAGUGAGAGAAUCCAGGAGCUCAGCGAGGUCUUUUCUGGCAGUAAACCCUUAACUAGAGUGGAGAAAAAUGAUAACUUACAGAACUGGUUCGGUGAAAUGGCUAAGCAGAUCACAUCUCUCAGCUUUGACGAUUCUACAUCAGCAGGGAGGAAAAUCGUACAGCUUAUACAGGCCUUGGAAGAGGUACAAGAGUUCCAUCAGUUAGAGAGUAACCUGCAAGUACGUCAAUUUCUGGCAGAUACUAGAAAGUACCUGCACCAGAUGAUACGCACCAUCAACAUCAAAGAGGAAGUACUUAUCACCAUGGAGAUAGUGGCUGACCUCUCCUACGCCUGGGAAAUUAUUGAUGGGUAUACUGAAUACAUGCAGCAGGGUAUUAAGAGGGACCCAUCUCUCGUCAUCAAACUCCGUGCAACCUUUCUAAAGAUGGCAUCAGCACUUGACCUACCACUAAUGAGGAUAAACCUGGCUCUGAGUAAAGAUCUGGUCAGCGUGUCACAGUACUACUCUGGGGAACUGGUGGCCUAUGUCAGGAAAGUCUUACAGAUCAUUCCACAGACAAUGUUUGGACUACUGUUUCGGAUAAUUAGUAUGCAGACCAACCAAAUCAAGGAAGUACCAACACGUCUAGAGAAAGACAAAAUGAAGGAAUUUGCCCAGCUUGAUGAGAGAUAUGAGGUUGCAAAACUGACUCACUCCAUUUCUGUGUUUACGGAGGGAAUACUGAUGAUGAAAACUACCUUAGUUGGUAUCAUUAAGAUUGACCCAAAACAGUUGUUGGAGGAUGGAAUCAGAAAAGAGCUUGUCCAACAAGUCGCUCUAGCUCUCCAUAAGGGACUCAUAUUUAAUCCAAAGGCAAAGUCGAGCGAGUUACUGCCACGCCUGCAUGCCUUAGGUGAGAGGAUGGACGGCUUCAGACGCUCUUUUGAGUACAUACAAGAUUAUGUCAACAUCUACGGACUUAAAAUCUGGCAAGAGGAAGUAUCACGCAUCAUCAAUUACAAUGUAGAACAAGAAUGUAACAGCUUUCUAAGGACAAAGGUUCUAGACUGGCAGAGUGUGUAUCAGUCAACAGCGAUUCCAAUCCCACGCUUCCUGCCUGUCGAUGAGAGCGUCAACUUUAUAGGCAGGCUGGCAAGGGAGAUAAUCAGGAUCACUGAUCCCAGGGUGACAUGCUACAUCGACCAGAUGAAAUCCUGGUAUGACUUAAAGACGAAGCAGGAACUUGUCAACAGGAACCUGUUCCAGCAGUUACAGAGGGCAGUAGGAAGCUUUGGACUGGCGGGUCUAGAUCGAUUACUGUGCUUCAUGAUUGUGAAGGAACUACAAAUUUACCAGCAGCUGUUUAAACGAAACCUGAAGAACCCUAAGGAUCGCUCUCUAUACGAGACAUUUGCGUUGUAUGUGAAGAGUUUGAACCCAGUCUCCAAUGUUGUUGGUCAGCCACAAAAAAUGUAUUCCCAGAUGAUCUCCAAGACAUCACGUCUCUGGCAGCCAUUUUUAGAUAUAAUUCUCAGGGUCGGCCAGAUGCAAUUGCUGAGGAAACAAAUCCAACACGAACUUAGCACAUCCUGUAAGUUUGACUCCAAGUUCCUGGCCACCGGUUUACAGACCAUGAACACGGCCUUGCUGGCAGAUAUAGAGAGACAUUAUCAGGACCCUACUCUUCCUUACCCUAAGGAGGAAAACCCACUUAUGUUUGAACUGGCAGCAUACCUGGAGUCUGCUGGUCUGCACAAUCCUCUAAUGAAGAUUUACAUCACCACAGAAAGAUUGCCAUGUUUCUCCAUAUUCAACUUCCUGUUGGUAGUGUCUCACCUCCCCAAACUUGUCUACAGCAAGUCACUCAGUGGUAUGGUUAGUAAGAAACUGACUGACCCUCUGGACGGCCCACCAUUUGUGACGGGAUGUGUGACACUGCUAAAACAGUUCCAUUCAGAAAGUACUUCUCAUUUCCUGGCUUACCUUGGACAAUAUGUCCGUUCCAUCGUGGAAGUCUUGCCAGUCACCAAGUCCCAAGAUGCACCACAAGAUGUUUUGAAUACCCUAGUCUUCCUAGAGGAUUUCCUGUUUUACAGUGGUCUUUCUAGAAAGGCUCUGGAUGCACAUGUGCCAACCUACAUAUUUGAUGAGUUUAGGAGCCAGUUUUCCCAAUAACUUUGUAACCAACUUUUUAGUGCAAUAUUUUAGAGGUACCAAGUGCUGUAGAUUAAAGUCGGAGGAUGACCUUGUACUUAAGGUUCAGUCUCCAGGAACAUAGAUGUGAUGAUACAUUCCAUUACUGAAUUCUCUGUACAAGCAUUGAUCUAAUGGCAUCAUUACAAUAUAACAGUAUCAUCAGAAUCAUAUCUGUUUUCCUGUAGUCAAGCUGUUAGCUUGUUUACAGUGGAAACGUUCAUCAUCCAUAGCUUUGUUACAUUGAUGAAACUUUAUUCUCUUUCUCAAUCAGCAAUUCUUAUACAAAACUAUUUUUUUACAGAUAAUUGUUCUUGCAAAAAAAAAAAAUUUAAAUAUUAAGAUUACCAGGUAUGAAGUCGCCCAUGAAAUCAAGCCGAACAAAUGUGAUGUUUAUUUUAAUUUACAAUAAUGGUUGCUGAAAUGCAACUCCUACCGUUUGGUGAUGUAUUAUAAGUCAUGGAUGAAUUGUGGACAAAUUGCUAAGUUUGUGAUUAUGUCUGUUAACAAGAUAUCAGCAGACUUCCUAACCAUAUGUAGGGCAAGUGUGAUAAUGAUAUCUGCUGUGUUAGUAAGUGGAACACAGAUACUGUUUUUAUGAAUGACUGGGUUCAGUAAAAGUGAAGAAUUAAUGUAGAAAAGAAUUGAUCUUACAUUACUCUUACUACGGUAAAGAUGAAAACGAGACAAGAAAAGAUAGAAGUUUAAAUACAUUAUUAUUGUCAAAGAACAAGUCACCUAAUACUAUAUAUGUUGGGUCUUCUUCAAAAUGAAAAUUCUAGGGCCAUAAUACUGGAUUAGUAGCAUGCUUGAUGUGGAUGUUAUGAAGUUUGUUUAAAUGAAUGACCUUGACCCACUUUUGAAGCCAAAGGAAUAAAAUUGCUUAAACAUUGUUUUCUGAUUAACCUGUAGCCCAGAGUACAACCUUGACGUUUGGAUGGCCGAUAUAAAAGGCCAUAUAGAUAGGGAUUAAAAGGAAGGACCUCUUGGGGGAAAUUUAUAGGUUACAGAAUUACAGGGAGUUAUAAAUUAUUUAAGAUAUUAAGAUAUAUAUAGAAACAAUAUAUUGAAUUCAUAUGAAUUUUAAUUAAGCUCACAGUCGAGUUAACUGAAGAGAGACAAUUCACAGAGUUUUUUAUGCAGGCACUCAGGACCAGUUGUUAAUGCUUACAGAGUCUAAGAGUAUGAGUGAGUGAUACAGGCCUACUGGACCUGUUGUCAUUGUUACAUGUGCUGUAUUGAUUAUAAGAGUACUAGUGAGUGAUACAGGCUAAUUGAGCCUCGUGCCACAAGAACAAAAUAAA
Molecule: messenger RNA, 5126 nt
Organism: Ylistrum balloti
Lineage: Eukaryota; Metazoa; Mollusca; Bivalvia; Pectinida; Pectinidae
Product: WASH complex subunit 5-like
Exons: 28
Coding region: 304-3804 (1166 amino acids)
Biological process (GO): endosome organization; actin filament polymerization; endosome fission
Cellular component (GO): endosome; WASH complex
Source: RefSeq, a predicted model, not a curated record